This is a messenger RNA of Chelonia mydas (Green sea turtle), 1113 nucleotides long. RefSeq names its product centromere protein X (gene CENPX). NCBI's taxonomy places the organism in Eukaryota, Metazoa, Chordata, Testudines, Cheloniidae. The transcript is spliced from 5 exons. Gene Ontology annotation, cellular component: FANCM-MHF complex; Fanconi anaemia nuclear complex. Gene Ontology annotation, molecular function: protein heterodimerization activity. The coding region runs from base 16 to 384 and encodes 122 amino acids. Gene Ontology annotation, biological process: resolution of meiotic recombination intermediates; replication fork processing; kinetochore assembly. The record is from RefSeq and is a predicted model, not a curated record.
CAGCAUGCACCGCAGAUGCGACUGAGCCCGGAAACACCAGCGACUCACGUCCGGGGGCGGGUUCCGCUGCGGGACUACAGCUCCCAUGAUGCCGCGCGCAGCAGGCGGCCCGCCCCCCCACGGGGUCGCUGCAGGAUGGAGAAGCGGGCGGAGAGCGCGAGCGGCUUCAGGAAGGAGACUGUGAACAAAAUACUUCAUCUCCACUUCAAAGAUGACAAAACUCGAGUCAGCAAUGAUGCUUUGCUGCUAAUGGCAGAAAUGCUGAACGUAUUUGUUCGAGAAGCUGCAGCCCGCGGAGCACGGCAGGCUCAGGCCGAGGACCUGGACAGGGUGGAUAUCGAACACGUGGAGAAAGUGCUGCCGCAGCUGCUUCUGGAUUUUUAGAGGCCUGAUCAAGCAGAAAGGGAUGCAUCAGCUGCUAAGAGGAGAAAGUCCUGAUCUGGGAGUUAAUCUGAUACUGAAUGUCUGGACUGGCAUCCUGUUUAGCUACGGGGAUGGGCAUUGUUGUUGCUUCACUAUGCCCUUGCCAUCUUGCUGCAGUAACUGCUGCUUCCUCACCCCUCUCAUCUGAGCAGAGCAAGCCCUCAGCAACUGCAGAGUAAGAUGCCAUUCUCAUUUUGAUUGUUGUAGACCAAAUGACUAUAGCAGGGCAUCUUGCCCUCAAAAGCUGGGUCCCAUCCUGCUCCUGCAGUAGCAGUUUACAGCCCAGAAUGAAUAGCAUGGCCAGAGCAGUGCUACUUUCUCCACCAGAGAGAGAAACAGGUGCCAGUCUGUGUGGAAAGAGUGAGUGGCUGGAAACCUUCCUCUAGCUGUGGGUACUCAUCACCUCAGGAGGCUGCUAUGGCAGGAGUUUAAAGUCCAAUUCCAUGGCUGUCUGAGUAGUUUAAACAGGAGCUCAGCUGAAGGGCUGUGCCAAAAGCAGGUACCUGAUUUUUAUUUUAUAAAUAAACAGUGCCUCUCCCCCAAUACUUUCCAGCAUUCCUCCAGGGCAGUGACAUCAAAGAGUGCUUAGAACCUUUUAACUGUUUGAUAUUCUUCUCAGAAGCUGCUUCCCUCUGCUAUAAAUUUGUUCUCACAAAGAAACAUCAAUAAAUCAAAAAUAAGUCUCCCUGG